GUCCCGUGUCUAGCACGCUGAUGCGUUUGUUUCCCGUCGGAGACCGCGCGCGUCCUUCCUUCUCUUCCAUCUCCUUUUUCCCAUUAUCUCCCCCACCUUUUCCCCAUGCACGAAACAUCGCCCCUUCUGGGUUCCCCCCGGCCAUCCUCCCCUCCAUCCCCACCCCCUCACUCAUCCCUCAUCCCUCUACCAUGUCGCAUUGCUCGGCAUCUGCUGUUUCACCCUCACGGGGGCUUCAUCCUUCCUCGACGUGCCCCUACUGCAACUCCUCGAGAACAACCUAUGCCAUCUAGACUCGAGCCUCGGCAAAACCGACCUCAUUCAGUCCAAACUGGCCUACCUCAAUGGCUCCCUCUCCAUCGUCGAGGCUAUCGUGGGUAUCUAGGAUCUAUCUCGUCGGGCAUAAUUAUAGCAAGAAGCUACGAGGCUGAUUGAAGGGCACACACCGGUCUGGUCGCUGCUUUCCCCUUCGGUGUUUUGGCCGAUAUGUGAGUUGGCCAUCAUUCCCGUGCGAUUUCUCAUGUCGGAUCAGAGACAGCCGUUAGAUAGAUCAUAGAUGGGGAUUGCUUGAACCUGUAUUGUGGCUGCCUACCGAGGAUUGAGGCUCGAGCUGCAGGAGUUGGUAGCCACUGGCGUGUUGGAGGCAGAAGGUAUCUC
Messenger RNA from Aspergillus heteromorphus CBS 117.55, 657 nucleotides. RefSeq lists its product as uncharacterized. The record is from RefSeq and is a predicted model, not a curated record. Bases 106 to 435 code for a protein of 109 amino acids. NCBI's taxonomy places the organism in Eukaryota, Fungi, Ascomycota, Eurotiomycetes, Eurotiales, Aspergillaceae. The transcript has a single exon.